GUGAAGGGCCACACAUAUACCUAAAAAGGGAGGAUCUUAACCAUACGGGUGCUCACAAAAUUAACAAUGCUAUUGCCCAAGCUUUGCUGGCUAAACGUUUGGGCAAAAAGCGAAUCAUUGCUGAAACUGGGGCUGGUCAACAUGGUGUUGCCACCGCCACUGUGUGUGCAAGGUUUGGUUUGCCCUGCGUUGUUUACAUGGGUGCUCAAGAUAUGGAAAGGCAGGCACUUAAUGUGUUUAGAAUGCGUCUUCUAGGUGCUGAGGUUAGAGGAGUCCAUUCAGGUACUGCAACACUAAAGGAUGCUACCUCAGAGGCUAUAAGGGAUUGGGUGACUAAUGUUGAGACAACCCAUUAUAUCCUGGGAUCUGUUGCUGGGCCACAUCCGUACCCUAUGAUGGUUAGAGACUUCCAUGCUGUGAUUGGUAAAGAAACAAGGAGACAAGCAUUGGAAAAAUGGGGAGGAAAACCAGAUGUAUUGGUUGCUUGUGUUGGUGGAGGUUCAAAUGCCAUGGGACUUUUCCAUGAGUUUGUUGAUGACAAGGAUGUUAGGUUUGUUGGCGUGGAGGCUGCAGGUUUUGGUUUGGAUAGCGGCAAGCAUGCUGCUACUUUGACCAAAGGGGAAGUUGGAGUGCUACAUGGAGCUAUGAGCUAUUUACUGCAGGAUGAUGAUGGGCAAAUAAUCGAGCCUCAUUCUAUCAGUGCAGGCUUGGAUUAUCCUGGUGUUGGACCCGAACACAGUUUCCUGAAAGAUGUUGGGCGUGCUGAAUAUCACAGUGUAACUGAUGAUGAAGCACUGGAAGCUUUCAAGAGAUUGUCUCGACUGGAGGGCAUCAUCCCCGCUCUGGAGACCUCUCAUGCACUGGCUUAUUUGGAGAAGCUGUGUCCAACGCUGCCAAAUGGAGCUAAAGUUGUGGUUAACUGCAGUGGCAGGGGUGAUAAGGAUGUUCAUACUGCAAUCAAGCAUUUGCAGGUUUAAUUUUGAUGAUGGUUGCUGUCAGUUUUUCGUCAUUCAACUCAAUAAAUAAAUGUGUUAUUUCAGAUGUUUUUGGAGUUCCCUGUCUGUAUAAUAAGCUUUGGUUGUUAUAUGUAAGAGAACUAAUGUCCGACAUAAUCUAGUUGGAUGGGGACAUAUAGCAUUAAAUCACCCUCACUGGUGAAUAGCUUGAUAUCCUAAAAACCAAGUUGCGUGUAUUAAUCAACGAUUCACCUAAAA
Rubroshorea leprosula is the source of this 1214-nucleotide messenger RNA. NCBI's taxonomy places the organism in Eukaryota, Viridiplantae, Streptophyta, Magnoliopsida, Malvales, Dipterocarpaceae. The record is from the annotation of a GenBank genome assembly.